Exophiala spinifera is the source of this 354-nucleotide messenger RNA. RefSeq lists its product as uncharacterized. NCBI's taxonomy places the organism in Eukaryota, Fungi, Ascomycota, Eurotiomycetes, Chaetothyriales, Herpotrichiellaceae. Gene Ontology annotation, biological process: post-chaperonin tubulin folding pathway; tubulin complex assembly. Bases 1 to 354 code for a protein of 117 amino acids. The transcript has 3 exons. Gene Ontology annotation, cellular component: microtubule cytoskeleton; cytosol. Gene Ontology annotation, molecular function: beta-tubulin binding. The record is from RefSeq and is a predicted model, not a curated record.
AUGGCACCAUCCCAAAUCCAGGUCGUCAUCUCUUCGCUCCAACGACUCCUCAAGGAAGAAAACUCCUACUACAAGGAGCAAGAGCAACAGGAAGCCCGCAUAGCGAAGUUGGAAAAGGACAAGACCGAUGAAGAUGGAAAUCGUGAAUUUACAUUGAAGCAGGAGCGUCAGGCCCUAGAAGAGACCAAAAAGGUCAUUCCGACUCUGCGUGAGCGCAUCACUAACACGAGGGAGAAACUCGAGAACAUGCUCGAUACAGCGGGGAGUGACGAGGAACGUGACGCUGCGGUUCAGGUACUCAAGGCGGCGAAAGAACAGCAAAAGAACGAUCCUAUUGCCGGUGUAUCGACAUAA